Linepithema humile (Argentine ant) is the source of this 6357-nucleotide messenger RNA. Lineage: Eukaryota; Metazoa; Arthropoda; Insecta; Hymenoptera; Formicidae. The record is from RefSeq and is a predicted model, not a curated record.
GAUUUUGUAGGAAAAAUACAUACACGGAACGAUUAUUUCGAUGCACUAAGGUAUACCGUUCGCUUUAAUUAUAAAUGCACGAUUAUUUAUCGCCACUCGCUCCUUUCGUAUCGGAUUCACCUCGUAACCGCGUUACGAGAUUAGAUCAAUUGACGGAGCGUCGCGGACGAUGAACUGUUUCUAAUAAGCAAAGAUAAUGAGCGGACGCAAGAUCGAUAGUCGGUAGAAAAAAAAAAAAGGAGAACGACCGCUCGAGUAUCAUAAUCCUGAUAACGCGAUAAGAGAGAGUUAGCAUCAAUCUUUUAUAGUAUGCACUGUCCAGAGAAAAAGAAAGAGACAGAAAAAUAAAAAGAAAGAGCGAGAAGGGUUGCGCCCGCGUUCAAUAGCUUCAUUAUCGCCGCUUGCAUCGUCGAUGCAAGAAAGCUGUAGUACACGCGUCAAUGGUUACACGUAUAUGUGUAUUAAGGGCAACAGAAUAUUGUUGAGCGGUGAUGAUGUCCUCGACACGCUUUGCCUCGCGGCACGGAUGCACGCGCCUCCUCCAGCUUUGAGAAGCUCUUGAAGCUCGGAGAGAUCUCCGGAAGGAGAAUAUUAGAAACUUGCAAGGAGACUGCGUCGCACAGCCUAUAAUGCGUCAGGUUUAUACAGGAUGAUUCAUCUAACUCAAUCAUCUCUACUGACUGAUUGUGUGGAAAAAUAUGCAAGAAAAGAAUGUCGGGCGGAAGGUCAAGGUCAUUAUACGUAAAAAAAUUCCGCGUAUUGCGCGCUGUUCGAUGCAUGCUUUCGUACAAAAGUCGCACCUCGUCCGACAAAGUUGUCCGAAAUUUCUUCUUCAAACAGCUUUGAAUUUGUAAUUUUAAUUUACGUAAGAUUUAAUGGUGGCAAAACUUGGAUGAUUACGAUUUUUGUCUUCUCGAAUUGAAUAAUUUCUAACAAUGGCGACACUCGAGAUGAUUAAGUCAGGGGGACGCAUUCUGUAAAGCGCCAAGAGUCUCGACAGUUGAUGACCUCACGGACAGCAGAGUGAAAAGGGGGACGCGCUGACAGAAUCCACUUAUCUACUAAUAUACAUAUAUCACCCGAUACGGAAAGCAAACACUGGUGGCUUCCGUCUUGGUGCGGAAAUCGGUUAAUCAUCUUACACAAUCGAAGCACGUCUUGAUAACGGAUAUUAUGUAAAUUCAGUUAGUCAGACCUAUAUUACACGACGCUCGGAUUCGACCGUCGGCGGUGAGAAAUAGCGUAUUUUCGCAGAGAUACGGUCAAUGAUGCUUAGCCGAACCCGGAGGGCGGUUACUGGAGCGCAAAAAUUCCGAUAAGCAAAAUCCCGAGGAGAUGCGCAGCAGGAUAUAGCUUGCAGAUGGUGAACGGUGUAACUUUGAUAGCUCGACAUUUAUCCACAAAUCUGGAUUCCCGAAGCAUUAGGAAAUUCUAUUUUAUCUUUUCCAGCAAACCCGCAAGUUUCUUCCUCGCCGGAUCGUAUUGAUGUUAGGAUCGUACGAUCACGUCCAAUUGAUCCACGGUACCCGCGGGAAUCCGCGUGAAUCUUGGAGCUUCCCUCCCCCGCUUUUCAGCUCUCGGUGUGCGUCGAGGAGCUUUAGGGCGUUAUAGACAGGGAUGGGAAGAGAGAGAAAGAGAGAGAGAGCCGAUCGAUGCAUUGAGGCGCCUAGCAGCUAGCCAACCAGCCAGCCAGCCAGCCAGGCAGGCAAGGCACAGCUCUCUCCACCGAGCGCGCAGAGCUCAGCCCCGUUCUGUUCACCCCUGCCCCGGUAUAUGGCCUGCAGCGGCGGCGCGCAGCUUGCUACCCUCCGGGAAAAGUAUGUGGUAGCGUGCAGUUGCACAUCGACCUUUGGGGUGUGCACAACGAGUGGCGGGUGGCGGCGCUCCUCGUGAGUGCUGUGGCGACGACGCGUAGGCGGGGUUCCCGUCGUCGCUCUGUCUUCCAGGAGAAGCUAAAAAUUGUCCUUGUCAUCGUUAUUGUUGCAAUUGAACCGUUGGAAAUGUCGGUGCUGGCGACUACUGCCAAUCGCUAUUCGCGAUUCUAGUUUUUCUUCUUUUUUCUUUUUCCCCCCGUUUAUAUUAUCGUCAAGCCAGCAUGCUCUCAUUCGCCAACAUCCGAAUCGCACUGUCGGAAUUGUCACUGUGAUAUGCUCGUUUCGCUGGCAAACUAUUAUGGAGAUAGCUGAUGCCGGAGGAGGAUCUGACAACAACAGCAGCAAACAGUUUCGACCAUUGUACAUCGGCAUCGUCUUGUUGCUGCUGAUUGCGGACGCAUCCAGCGGCGGUGGUGUCGGAGGUGGCACGGGAGCUGGGGGUAGCGGCAUUGGCGUCGGCGGAGGCGGAGGUGGAGGCGGCGGAGGAGGCACUUGCGGACUGGCUGAAUUGACGUGUCGCGACGGCCGCUGUGUGCCAAUCGACGCUUAUUGCAACGGCGAGAAUGACUGCGGCGACGGCAGCGACGAGCCGGCGAUGUGUACACCGUGCAAUCGCACGUAUCACGGUCGCGAGGGACGCACGUACAAGUUGGACUUGCUCAGACCGGCCGAAGAACGACUGCCGUUUCUCUGCCAUUUAACGUUCACCGCGGCCGGUCAGGGUUACGGAGAACUGGUCCAGCUGCUGUGGGAUGCGUUCAGUGUCGGCCGCGUGGACGCAAACGCCGACAACUACUUCACCAGCUGUCGCGAGGGCUCGCUACAGCUCGCCGAGCUCGGCAGACACUUUACUGGCGGCUCCUGGUGCGGCGUCGGCGAGGACCGUGCGUCCUACUACAGCGAGACCAGUACAGUCACCGCUUCCAUACGGCUCUUCCAUGCACCAGCCGCGGUGCCGUUCGAGUUUCGUCUUCGUUAUCGCUUCGUCUCACGCAAUGAAGCGGUCGCUCGAUUGGGCAAACCAGACUUGCCGAUCGAACGAGGUUCUCCGGUACCGGGCACCUAUUGUUCCCGCAACUUUUACGAGUGCCAUCUGAAGCAGUGCCGGCUGCAGAGUCCAAACUAUCCUGGCGAGUAUCCGCGUAACGCCAGCUGCCUGAUCACCGUGCGUCAAAAGGAGGUGCCCACUUGUAAGCACGCCAUGAUAUCUGUCAAGUACACAGCUCCCAGUCCGGUCGGUCUCAACGCUGCCGUCAACACGAGUCUCAGCGUCUGGCAGGAUUGUCCACCGGAGAAAGACCGUCUGAUUUUUCGCGACGGCGCACGCACGGAGGAUUCUGUGCUUCUGAUAUAUUGCGGCGGUCCACUGCCGCAGGUCACCGCACGCGGACCCGCAAUGCAGGUGGAGUUUCGCAGCUCGGCUGUGGCGAUACCAUUGGGCGCAUCAGCGUUGCGACUGGAACUCGAGCUACGCGUCGUUUAUGUCGACUCUGACGGCUUGGACUACGCCAAGGGCGCGCAAGGCUGUCACUUUUUUGUCAACGGCACCGGAGUAGGCAACAAGCGAAGCGGCAUAAUACGCGCGCCCUUGCACGCGCUACCACCCGGUUCCAGCUGUACCUGGAACAUUAAGGGUGCGACUGGCGAUCGUGUAUGGAUAUAUUUUUCGUCGUAUUCGCAACGCGACUUGACCACGAAUGGUGAGAACAACGCGAGCGUCGGACAAUCGGUAGCGGAUAGUUCGUUGUCGCCGUGCACUGUUAAACUCAUUUUUUGGGACGGCGCGCCAAAUACGGGCCAACCGAUGGCCACGUUAUGCGACGACACGCCCAAACUGUGCGCUCACGCAGCUCUCCGAAACAUCACGAGAAGCACGAGGCCGUGCACUGAGGAAGAGAGCUACCUCACGACCACGCCGAGUUUGACAUUACGCAUGGAGACUAUUUUUGGCACUGCUCUUCAUCCGAUCAAUUUCCACGCACGAUAUGAAUUUAUUUCCACCGUUCAAACCGGCGAACAAUGGGGCGACGGUGUUUGCAAUCGAGUGUGGCGUAAGGUGCGCACCGGCGAGGUGAUGUCGCCACGCGAUGUACGCCUCUUCGGUCGAGGUGGUGCUAACAAGUUGGAUUGCAGGUAUCGCGUGGAAGCCGGUGCCGGUGAACGGAUCCGCCUAACACUUCACAACGUCAGUCUGGGUGAAUCCACUAUGUGCACAAGUGAUUCGGAUCCGCACACUGGUAGACCACGGUGCUUUCACGAAACAGGAUCGAGGGAGGCGAGUCUGGUCAUCUAUGAGGCACCGUGGCGUGACGUGAAACUGCCUCGAGCGUGUUUGUGUGACAACACGUCGCAUCUACCGCUUACAUACAUCUCUUCUGGCCGCGCACUGGAAUUGACAUUUUUGGUAGACCAACAAGCGCCUCACGAGGACUUUGAGACACUUUUCUUCUACGCCAGCUUUGAACUCAUUCGCGUGCCGGAGUGCCCGCGAAAGCAGAGAAUUCGCGGCGAAGGUGGCGAACUGAGAUUUGUCGCGCCACCGCUAUCAAGACCGGAUAUUUACUGCGAGGGUCUCCCGUGGUUGGUGGAGGCGCGCGAAAAUCGGUCGCUCUUCGUUCUAACUUGGGGCUGGUUUCUGCCGUUGGAACCGCUGCUUCCCAGCUCAGAGACAUCCGGCAGCGAACAAGUCAAAUGCCCGACUACUAACCGCAUCCUUUUGUAUUCCGGCUGGCCGCCAAAGCUACUGAAGGUAGUAUGUCCAGCGGAACCAGGCGCUCGCGAAUUCACCGUGCACGUGUUCUCGGAGGAAUGGCUGGGGGCCACGGAAGAAGGUAAAUGGCCGGGUCCACCAAGACCGCCCGCUCUAUUGCUCGAUUUUGUAGCGCGGGAAUCCGGUCAGGCGGCUGCCUCAUGGCUGGAAAUUUCCAAAAGCCGCGCGGCGUUGCGCCGACAGCUACGUCUUCCGGAUAGAGGUGUGGGAAUAACACUGGAGAAUGAGACAAACGGCAUGCCCGCGUAUAUCGGCGAUUGUCCGCACAAGUGUCCUGAACUGGGCGCAUGUAUCGCUGCCAGUCUUUGGUGUGACGGUCACGCACACUGCCCAUCCGGUCACGACGAGGCCAACUGUGGCAAUGGUGCCCGACUACUCGGUCUACUGCCUCCCACCAUAUGGCUCGUCAUGGCCGGCGUCGCUGGAAUUGUCACUGCCUUCGCGUGCCUAUUCACUAUUCUUAUUAGCAGAUCCAAAGCUCGCACAAAGAGACUUCACUACAACGGGACGAAGAAGAGCAAGAAACCGCGACGAGCACCGACAGAGGAAACGCUUCUCGGAGCAGCAUCCUGACAACAACCGCCCGGUUUCGUGGAGUACAUUCACGUGGACCGGGAAACGACUGUCUAAAUUUGUGCUUCACCGUCCAAAUGAUUAACUCUACUCGAUAAAUCUCCCUCGCGGUGCCAUAUAUAAUUGCAGAACGGUGGCAAAUUUCCAAAAUUUUGCCACGCGUCGUCUUUUUCUUUCCCCAUUAAUUUUCGACGAUAAAACCACGCUUUAUUCUCGUCUAUAUCAGAGCUCGAAUUCAAUUGCAACUUUCAAUUGAUUUAUCAGAUAAAAGUUGCAACUUAAACUCAGCUUGAAAUUAAAUCUAUCAUUUUUAUUGAUACAUAUAUUUUUCGCAAGGGUUUCGUGGGAAUGCUAGAUGUAUCAAUAAAAAAGUGAUGGGUUUAUCGAUAAUUUGAAUCGAAACGAAAUCUACACACCACCGAAUGUCUUCUGUUUGUAAGAUAUUAGUGAUGUACUUAUUUGUGAUAGUUCUCUAUAUAUAUAAUUAGUUACAUUACGCGCUGUGUUAUCUCUACACACAGACAGACGCAACACACACACACACACACACACCACCACCACCACUACAAGUCUUUAAACUUAGAUAUAGUUUUAAGAACGUCUCAUCAGGACGGAAAGUAAAAUUCAAAAUGUGUAGCACUGAGGUAAAGUGCGAAGUCUACCUUUCAAACGCUAUUAUUACCUGAAGACAUACGUUCAUUAAUACGCAUUCAUACAUAGCGAUAAUUAUUUUAGAAAUUAGAACAGAGCAGACAAGUUGCGUAUUUCUCGCGAGUAUUCUAACAAAGAUAAAUAUAAAUAUAUAUAUAAUAAUAAUAGAGAUUAGAACCGCGCGCGCGGAAACAAAAGUGCGUUUUAUGAAUAAGAUCAUAUAUUUCAGAAUUAUAUGGAUAACGAGAUUAAUUGAAUGAUGUUGAAGUAUAAAGUAUAUAGUUAUCUUGGAGAUAACAGGUCAGGGUUCGUAGAAGAGUAUAUAAAUAAAUAUAAAAUGAAGAUGUUCCGUUUCGGGAGACUCACGAUCUCGCGAUGGAACUUAACAAAUAUACUGCCUUUUUCGCACGUGGAAUAUUCUAAUGUCAAAAAAAUUGCGUUUAUAUCUAUUCAUGAUAAAAGUUCAUUUUAUUAUUUCACACUUUCAAU